Molecule: messenger RNA, 762 nt
Organism: Pseudogymnoascus destructans
Lineage: Eukaryota; Fungi; Ascomycota; Leotiomycetes; Thelebolales; Thelebolaceae
Exons: 1
Coding region: 149-583 (144 amino acids)
Source: RefSeq, a predicted model, not a curated record
GGGCAUAUAUAGCGAACAAAUACCUUUUAUAUAUUUGGUUUCUUGUAUGAUAUUGGCUUCGAACAAGAGGUUCGCUGGGUGUGACUAGGUUGUGUGAAUAUACUGUGACCUUGCAAAGCGCUCAUUCACUUAUACCCCGUAAGAGACUAUGGAUCUCCUAGGAAUAGACUAUACCAAUAACUAUUUUGCGCUUGCAGCUAUUACUCUCUUGCCUCCACUGCCAUCUUCUCUCAGCGAACCAGGUUCCAGUCCACAAAGUACAAAAUACGAGGACAAGCUAUUCUCACACCCAACUUUCAACAUCAUGUCGCUUUCAACACAGCGUUAUCCCAGCACCAACCAACCGCCUAAGCACCUCAAUACGGAGUAUGGGAAUAAUACACCCGCCGCUCUCGGUCCUUUCCCACUUCCUGAUGGCGACUCUCUGCUAUGGGAAGACAUAGAUCUCCACAGAGAAGCAGUAGUAGCAUGCCCCGAUCCGACCAAAGAGCUAGACGACAUACAGAUGCGUGGAGGCUCAAGGUGGUGUGCGAUGUUAUGCAUUGCUUGCCGUUGGAAUUGCUGGAAUACGAACAGGAAAUAAGCUGUAGCUUGGUUUCGUCACGCAGGAGGGCAAAUGCAAAGGGUUGUCUUCCCACCUUCUUUGUAUCAUAGAUCGACCGGCAUACGUAAGCCUUGGUUUACAGAGCAGACUGUGCAAAGCAAAAUGGACAGAGAGAGAUAGGAUUAGUCCAAUAUUUCCAAUGAAUUUUCGACUAUAGU